ACGUCUCUUUCAGCGCAGUGUGGCAGAGAAGAAAAACGCUUGAACACUUCACUCACAUUUUCUAGGGUUCCAUUUCGAUCUUCGCUAUGCAGAAGAAGCUAGCAUUCCCAGUCUCCAAGAGCCUGGACCAAUUCAAAUCGUUGUACGGUUCCAUUUCGGGAGCUUCCAAGCCAUUACCUUCGCGUCCUUCUGUGGAUACCGUUUCAUCGGGGAGUUUUGCAAACCUGAAGCUCACAGCAGAGAAAUUGGUGAAAGAGCAAGCUUCGGCGAAGACUGAUCUUGAAAAUGCGAAUGCUAAGCUUAAGAAGUCGCAGGAGUGUUUGCGUGCAUUGGAAGAAAAAUUGCAGAAUGCUUUAAACGAAAAUGCCAAGCUCAAGGUCAAGCAGAAGGAAGAUGAGAAAUUGUGGAAGGGAUUGGAGUCUAAGUUCUCUUCUACUAAGACUUUAUGUGAUCAGCUUACGGAGACUUUACAUAAGUUGGCUGGUCUAGUUCAGGAUGCCGAAAAAGAUAAGGAGACAUUGGAAAAUAAACUGUCAGCAAGUUCAGAAGCUCUUGAUAGCUUGAGUAAACAGAUGGAUGAUUUGUCUUUGAAGCUAGAUUCUGCACAGGAAACAAUUAGAACCCGUGAUAACGAGCUAGAGAAGCUUAAAGUUGCUUCAGAAGAAAAGGAGAAAUUUCACAGGGAUGAACAUUGCAGAGUUGCCAAUGUUAUAGAAGAGAAAGAUAACAUGAUAAGGAAUUUAGAAGAAAUGUUAACAUCUAGUAGAUUGGCUACAGAGAGUUUGAACUCAACUUUGGAAGAGGUCCAUCUUCAGUUAAAAGUUAAACAAGAUGAAAUUUUGCGUCACAUAACCAGUCAAGAGAAAUUGGAGAAAGAAAAGAGUGAUCUUCAAUUGUUGAAUGCUGGGCUUGCAGAAAAGCAUGACAUGUCACUUCACGUAAUUGAAAACCUUAAAGAAACACUUCAGUCUUUGGCUGGAGAUUUGUCAAAUUUAGACAAAGAAAGCCUGAAUCUUUUGAGCAAGUUCGAUGAAAUGAAUUCACUCUAUGCUUCUUGCUUCCAGUUGGUUCAGAAGGAGAGAGAAACUUUCUCAAAACAUGCUCAAUUCCAGUAUAGUGAGCUUAAUAAUAAAUUUGUAGUCUUGGAAUUAGAAAAGAACGCAACUCAAAUGAAAAGUUACGAGUUAAGCAAAACUGUGGAUGAACUUCAGAAAGUUCAAGAAUCUACUGUAGCCCAAUUUACAGAGGACUCUCGAGUAGCUGCAGAGAGAAUUCAAAGUUUGGUGUCAGAAACUGAGACUUUAAUCUCAAAAAAGAAAGAAGCAGAGGUAUUAAUUUCCAAAUUAGAAGAGAAAGUUGAACUUCUAUUAGAAAGUUCUAGAUCAUCAGACAACCACGUGCAAGACUUGCUGCUGAAGGUUUCAGCAUUAGAGACUGAAAGCAAAGAAAAUACCGAAAGACUGCAGGCAGAGAUAUUGAAGAAAUCAGAGGAAAUAGAUACUUCGCAAAAGGAGAGAAUAAAGCUAGAGAAGCAUGCUGAUUCUCUUGAUCAAGAAUUAAUCCAGCUUCGUAAUGCCCUGGAGGAAAAAGAACAGUGUGUUUUACAUUGUAAGGAGCAGGAAAAGAAGCUACAAGAUCAAAUCACAGAGAACAUAUCAUUGUUGACUGCUGUUGAAAGCAAACUUUCAGAAGCUAGAAAGCAAUAUGAUCAAAUGGUAGAGAAUAAACAGUUAGAACUAUCAAGGCAUUUGAAAGAAAUAUCUCAGAGAAAUGAUCAGGCUAUCAAUGACAUUAAGAGGAAGUAUGAAUUGGAGAAGAUGGAAAUUGUGAAUAUGGAAAAAGACAAGACAGACAACACUAUUGCCGAAAUUGAGGAAAGAUGUGAUAAAAAACUUGCAGAAUGCAACGAGGAAUCAAGGCAACAGUUGAUGCGCAUUCAGGAAGAACACACGUUGUUGGUUAAUCAAAUGCAGCAGGAGCAUGACAAGAAGCAACUAAGCCUCAUAGCUGAACACAAUGAACAGCUAAAGCGUGCCCAACUGCAAGCUGAAAAUGAACUGCGAGAGAAAACAAUCUUUAUGAGGAAUGAUCAUGAAGCUCAAAUUAAAGCAUUGAGAUGUGAACUUGAAGAUGAAUGUCGUAAGCUGGAAGAGGAGCUGCAUGUUCAAAAAUCCAAAGAAGACAGACAAAGGGCUUUGUUGCAGUUGCAGUGGAAAGUGAUGAGUGACAAACCCAAAGAGGACCAAGAAGUGAAUUCAAAACAGGAUUACUCCAUUUCAUCAAUUAAGAGAAGGAGUUCUUGUGGAGGCAAAAGCAAUCUGCAGCGUGAUGUAGACUCUCCUUACUUUGAAGCAACACAAACACCAGUGCCAAAGUUGUUGACAAAAGUGGACAAUAUUAAAACAGGAAGUGCGGUGAGCAUUCCUAAGCGUCAUAGAAAGGUAACUCGCCAUGAAUAUGAAGUUGAGACUUCUAAUGGAAGAACAAUCACAAAGAAAAGGAAAACAAGAAGUACUGUUAUGUUUGAGGAUCCUAGAAAUCGAAAGAUAAAUACACCAAAAGUAAAUACUCCUGGAAGUGUUGUUAAGAGCAUCAAAGGAGGAGGACAUACUAAUCCUUCAAAUAUAGGUGAUUUGUUUUCAGAAGGGUCUCUUAAUCCCUAUGCUGAUGAUCCCUAUGCAUUUGAUUAGAGUUGGGCAUGGACUGCUGUUUUGUUCAAUGCCAUUGUUAGAUAAAAGUUAUACAUGAAGAUACAAUUUUAUUGAACCUGAGAAAUAGACAAGAUGGGUUGAAAUUUAGCAAUGCUAUCAUAGUUUCUUAGUAUUGUUGAAGUUGACAGAUCUGAAGACUUCCUGGUUAUUUCUGCUGGUUUGGAUCUACAGCUGCUGAUGAUAGAAUAACAGAUAGCUGGUCAAAACAAUUCAUUUGACAAGAUUUAGUUUCACUUGUAAUUUGUUAAUUCAAAGAAUUACAGUUGUUUGCUGGGUUGUUGUAUAUAGCAUCGGUCUGUAUUGAAAGUGCCUGUAGAUGGUCUCUAUUACACUUCGCCAAUAUUUUCAUGAUAUGGAUCAUGACUGUAAAUUGCACUGGCAUAGUUUGUAAACUUCACAGACUUUUAACAUCUUUCUAGUUUAAUCUA
This is a messenger RNA of Vigna unguiculata (cowpea), 3139 nucleotides long. Its product is annotated as synaptonemal complex protein 1-like. Lineage: Eukaryota; Viridiplantae; Streptophyta; Magnoliopsida; Fabales; Fabaceae. Gene Ontology annotation, biological process: reciprocal meiotic recombination. The record is from RefSeq and is a predicted model, not a curated record.